Cajanus cajan (pigeon pea) is the source of this 1661-nucleotide messenger RNA. RefSeq lists its product as uncharacterized. Lineage: Eukaryota; Viridiplantae; Streptophyta; Magnoliopsida; Fabales; Fabaceae. The record is from RefSeq and is a predicted model, not a curated record.
GUCCAAAAAAUGUUCUGAUUUUAUAAAAGGAAAUAGACAAGGACAUGACACAAUGAUCAAGAUUGACAUAACAUCCAAAAGAGAAAAAGGGGAAAGCCAUUGGAAUUAGAAUGUCCUAUAGUAUAUGCAGCACAUAAGCUGGAAGAAUAACCAAAGCAAUUGCAUACAUUAAACAUGUUGGCACCACCAAUCGAUUGCUAUGUUGCCAAGCUUUAGCUUUCUGGUUCCCCGGUCAAAUAAACUAUUUGCUAUACAUAAAUGCCUCUUCCCCACUCCACCAACCCCUCUUAGGCUCCUCCCUCCAUACCAAAUUUAUUUGCAUUCCAAAGACAAGAUUGUUCUAUUUGCUUACACCCCAUCUUUCUCCAAAAAGUCUCACAUUCACGGCUUAAAUAUCUUGUCUCUUUUACAACUUUUAGGUCCUUCCAAUGGAUACUUCCGAGCCACAGUCUUCAAAACAGCUAAAAGAACACCUCCAGCACCACCAAGAGCCUUUUUCAUUGCAAAGUUACCUUGCUGAAAGAAGUUACAUGUUCGAGAACUUCAACUUUGGUAGUAGCAACAUCAAUUCGGCCAAGAAUCUAAAGUGGUCGAUCAAAUAUGAUAUACACAAGAUAAGGAAAAGAUUAUUACAUGCUACGGGGAUGCUAAGAUCACUGUUAUACAAGUUCAUUCCCACAGAUGACAACCACGAGUUCUCAAACUGGGAUGAAGAGCACAUCAGUGAUCUAUAUUAUGUGCAUGAAUUAACAGCAGUCUCCCAGACAACUCAACAAACAAAUUUAGCUGUGUCCGGUCAUUUUACUAACAAUGAUGUUCAGGACAAGGUUUUGCCAGCGAACAUGAUGUUUCAGACAUUCACACUCCCCAAAUUGAGAAGAUCUGAGGUCGAUGCAGGAACUAAACCAUUUUGGAUAAGCUCAAAAGAUAGCAGAGGAUUAGAAUGGAAAGAACCAUUACCCAGUGCAGUGUGUCACUUAAAAAGUCCAGAAGGUGAGGUAGCACUACCUGUUCCUACUUUGUCCCAGAAACUUGUUAGAGAUUAUGUAAGAAAGUUACUAGCGAACUCAAAUAUUCUGAAAUUUAGACGUGCAAGAAAAGACAAACUAGAGGACAUGGUUGAGACAGCUUCUUUAUGCCAAAGAAACAGAAGCAGUCUGCCAAAGAGGAAGCAGCGAUGGUUUGACUAUGUUGAAAAAGACAGAGUUUUUCAUGAACAUGGAGGUAAAAGUGUAUCAAAUAAAGCAGUUUCAGAAUCAGAAGAUUUUCAGAGUAUGAUACAUGAGCAUUUUAGCUUCUUGGAGAAACAAUAUAUAGAAGUUAAAAAGAUGAAGCACCUGUUGUAUGCAGAAUCGUGUGUGAUAUCAGAAGAGUGGAAAAGCUUCCAAAUCGUAAAUUGGGAGAUAUACAUGGAGAUAGGAGAUUCGAUCACGGAUGACAUUGUCAGGGAAAUCAUUGAUUUAUUUUAAAUAGAAGCAUGCGUACUCGCUUGGUUUGCAUAACCAGGCUGAUUAGUUUAGUAGCAUUUAGCAACACUGUUGAAUGUAUUAACAUCCAGGAUCAUAUGUCUCUGCCUGUUCUAUGUUUGGAGAUUUCACCUGCACCUUGUUUUGACAAUCACCCAUGUUGAUGUAAAUUCAAGUUAAAGAGUUGGUAUGGGU